Adelges cooleyi (spruce gall adelgid) is the source of this 1069-nucleotide messenger RNA. Its product is annotated as homeobox protein goosecoid-like. NCBI's taxonomy places the organism in Eukaryota, Metazoa, Arthropoda, Insecta, Hemiptera, Adelgidae. The coding region runs from base 1 to 921 and encodes 306 amino acids. The transcript has 3 exons. Gene Ontology annotation, molecular function: DNA-binding transcription factor activity, RNA polymerase II-specific; RNA polymerase II transcription regulatory region sequence-specific DNA binding. The record is from RefSeq and is a predicted model, not a curated record. Gene Ontology annotation, biological process: regulation of transcription by RNA polymerase II.
AUGAAAUUGGAAGGCCAACGUGUGUUCCUCGGAAGUUUCGGCGUGGCGGGCCUCGGCGAUAACGGUAACCGGCCCGAAAGGCCAACGGCCAUCGGCGAUUUUCGCGGCGUACCGCCGACACAAACACAGCCGUGCGAAUACGGCGACACAGACAAGAGACAAACAGCAACCACGGCAACCGCAGCCACCGCCGCAGCCGUGCCGAAGACUUCGGCCGUCGGCUCGUCGCUUUUCACCAUCGACAGCAUACUGGCCCCGUCCCGACCGGACGCCGUCGGCCGCGGCCACGUUUCGGCCGCCGCAGCCGCCGCCGCGGCCGCAGGGUUUUUCAAGCAACCCAUCAACUUUGGACAACUGGCAGCCGCCGCUGCUGCUUCCGGUUAUGCGCACUCUACGGCCGCCAAUUUCUUAGCAGCCGCUGCCGGUUACCAGAGCAUUUACCCGAGCUAUAUGAUGGCCAUGGCGGUAACCGGCAACCACGGUGCCAACGGCGGACCGCAUCACGGUUCGGCGGCGUCCAUGUUUGCGGGCCCGCCGGCAAAGAGGAAAAGGAGACACCGGACCAUUUUCACGGAAGAACAACUGGAACAAUUGGAAGCCACGUUCGAGAAGACUCACUAUCCCGACGUUGUGCUCAGAGAACAGCUAGCACUCAAAGUGGACUUGAAAGAAGAACGAGUCGAGGUUUGGUUUAAAAACCGUCGGGCCAAGUGGCGAAAACAGAGACGCGAAGAACAAGAUAGAUUAAGAAAAAUGCAACAUCAUCUGGUCGACCAGCCUGGAGUGUCCAACGGGUUGGCUGUCGCAGUGGCAGCAGCGGCGGCGGCCAGGAGUGGAGAACACAUGCGUAUGAUACACCAUCACGUAGAAGAGGAAGAACUCGACGAAGAUCCCGAUUCUUCAGACCUAGAAGUGGCUUAAUAUGGAUUUUUUUUUUUGUAAAAUAAGAUAGUUGAUAACGUCGAAGUGUUUCCAGUAGGUAAUAUAAAUACUAUUGUAGUUUUAAACAUUUGUUUUUAUUUAUAGUUAAAACAACGGCGUACAGGUCUGGCAGAGAGAUAAUGCCAUU